UUUUUUUUUUUUUUUUUUUUUUUUGGUGGUCUCUCCGGCAGCGGCUGUUCUUCCCCAGCAGCAGCGGCAGCAGCAGCAGCAGCAGUACAGGCAAUGACUCUGCCGCAUACGAAUCGCCUAGCCGGUGGUGCUGGCUCCGGAGACGUCACCUUUCUCUGAAGUUGCCCACCUGGAGGAGGUAAAUCGGCGCGGGGCUUUGGUCCAGAGGGGUCGGCGACGACGGGGAAGAGGAGGGAGCGAUCGCUUCCCCUAUCCCCGCACACCCUCCGUCCUCUGGGAGGGAGCCUGUGUGGCAGAAGAACACGGCAGAAAAGGAAAGACUUUUUUUCUUCCUAUUUUUUCCUUUUUAAAUUUUUUAAUUUUUUUAAAAUUUUUCUUCCUUGAGGGACGUUCCUUGCUUCUCAUCCCCCCAUUUUUCUCCUGGCUGGGGGCUUUGGUACUGUGGCCAGGUCUGCUUCCUGCCCCCACCCCUGGUUUUAAUGGAUGGAUUGUGGCAGCAGCUCCCUGCUGCAGGUUGUUGAGGAACUGAUGGGGACUUGCAUCUCAGGAGCCGGAGGUGACUAAAGAAAUGCUGAAUUCUGUACUCUGCAAAAAAUAGUGUGUGGAUUUUUAGCACGUGAAGAACAAGAAAAGGUCUCAGACUCUGGAUACUGGCAGUGGGAUUUUUUUAUUAUUAUUAUUAUUUUUGAUUGUUUUUUCCCCCUUUUCGGAUGUGAAUUGAAGGCCAACAGUUGAAGUGUUGGAAGCAAGUACAGGAGGACGCUCACCUUGUUUUGUUUGAACCCUCGUUUGCUGGGAUACUUUCAAGCCCUCCUUCACAGUCAUGUGGUCAUCACAGCUGCUGUUCUUCACAAUGCUCUUAACACCGUUAGCCCAUGCCUGGAUUUCUUUUAAAACAGCUUUCAGCCGUGCCCCGGUCCCCAUGGCUGUGGUCCGAAGGGAGCUGUCCUGUGAGAGUUACCCCAUAGAGCUUCGCUGCCCGGGAACAGAUGUUAUCAUGAUCGAAAGUGCCAACUACGGGAGAACUGAUGAUAAAAUCUGUGACUCUGAUCCUGCUCAGAUGGAGAAUAUCCGCUGUUAUCUGCCAGAUGCCUAUAAGAUUAUGACUCAAAGAUGCAGUAAUCGGACCCAAUGUGCAGUUGUCGCUGGCCCUGAUGUGUUUCCAGACCCUUGCCCUGGGACGUACAAGUACCUGGAAGUGCAGUAUGAAUGUGUCCCUUACAUUUUUCUUUGCCCUGGACUGCUGAAAGGAGUAUACCAGAGCGAACACUUAUUCGAAUCUGACCACCAGUCUGGUGCCUGGUGCAAGGACCCUCUGCAGGCAUCCGACAAGAUCUACUACAUGCCCUGGACGCCGUAUCGGACAGACACACUGACGGAGUACUCCUCCAAGGACGACUUCAUUGCUGGGAGGCCAACCACGACCUACAAACUUCCACACCGGGUGGACGGCACAGGGUUCGUUGUGUACGACGGGGCUUUGUUCUUCAACAAGGAACGAACCAGGAACAUAGUCAAGUUUGACUUGCGGACAAGGAUAAAAAGCGGGGAGGCUAUCAUAGCUAAUGCAAAUUACCAUGACACCUCUCCCUACCGCUGGGGAGGUAAGUCUGAUAUAGACCUGGCUGUGGAUGAGAAUGGGCUGUGGGUAAUCUAUGCAACAGAACAAAAUAAUGGCAAAAUAGUCAUUAGCCAGUUAAACCCUUACACGUUAAGGAUUGAAGGGACAUGGGAUACUGCCUAUGACAAGAGGUCAGCUUCUAACGCCUUCAUGAUCUGUGGGAUUUUAUAUGUGGUAAAGUCUGUGUAUGAAGAUGACGACAAUGAAGCCACAGGGAAUAAGAUAGACUACAUAUAUAACACUGACCAAAGCAAGGAUAGCAUGGUGGAUGUGCCCUUUCCAAACUCCUACCAGUACAUUGCUGCUGUGGAUUAUAAUCCCCGGGACAACCUCCUUUAUGUAUGGAACAACUAUCAUGUUGUGAAAUAUUCCUUGGACUUUGGCCCACUGGACAGCAGAGCAGGGCAGGCUCACCAUGGGCAAGUUUCCUACAUUGCCCCACCGAUCCACCUCGAUUCAGAUCUGGAGAGACCGCCAUCCAAGGGAGUAUCGACAUCAGGGGCUCUGGGCCCAGGGAGCACCACCGUCAGCACCACACCACGAGUGGCCACCAGCAGCACCGGCCGCCCCACCACCACCUCGGCCUUGGGCAGGAGGAACAGGAGCACCAGCACGCCAUCUCCCAUGGCUGACGUCCCCGACGAAAUGACCACGCACCUGCCACCCGCCUCCUCCCAGUUGCCACCGGCUGGCACAGAGAGCUGCGACCCAAUGGAAGCCCGUGAUAUUAUGUGGUCUCGGACUCGGCAGGGCCAGGUGGCAAAGCAGCCAUGUCCCAUGGGCUCGAUAGGUGUUGCAACUUUCCGGUGUCUUGCGCCAGAUGGGAUUUGGGAGCCCCAAGGACCUGAUCUCAGCAACUGCUCUUCUCCCUGGAUCAACCACAUCACUCAGAAGAUGAAGUCAGGGGAGAUGGCUGCCAACAUUGCCCGGGAGCUUGCAGAGCACACAAAAAACCACUUGUACGCUGGUGACAUCACGUACUCCGUGUCUGCCAUGGUCCAGCUGGUGAACUUGCUUGACGUGCAGCUCCGAAACCUGACUCCGGGUGGGAAGGACAGUGCUGCACGCAGCUUAAAUAAGCUUCAGAAAAGGGAGCGCUCUUGCAGGGCCUAUGUCCAGGCCAUGGUGGAGACAGUGAACAACCUCCUGCAGCCACAGGCUCUGAACGCGUGGAGGGACCUGAACGCAAGUGAACAGCAGCGCGCAGCCACCAAGUUACUUGACACCGUGGAGGACAGUGCCUUCGUGCUGGCUGAUAACCUGCUGAAGACAGACAUCGUCCGGGAAAACACUGACAACAUCCAACUGGAAGUUGCGAGACUAAGCACCGAUGGUAAUCUGGAAGACCUGAAGUUUCCCCAGAACAUGGGCCAUGGGAGCGCCAUUCAGCUGUCAGCAAAUACCUUGAAACAAAAUGGCCGAAACGGUGAAAUCAGGGUGGCUUUUGUGCUGUACAACAACUUGGGCACCUACCUCUCUACGGAGAAUGCCAGCAUGAAGUUGGGAACAGAAGCAAUGUCGACUAAUCACUCUGUCAUUGUCAACUCCCCUGUCAUCACAGCAGCAAUAAACAAAGAGUUCAGCAAUAAGGUUUACCUAGCUGAUCCUGUGGUGUUUACUGUCAAGCACAUCAAGCAGUCAGAAGAAAAUUUCAAUCCAAACUGUUCAUUCUGGAGCUAUACAAAGCGUACAAUGACAGGGUAUUGGUCCACCCAGGGAUGUCGCCUCCUGACAACUAACAAGACGCACACCACAUGCUCCUGCAAUCACCUAACCAACUUUGCAGUCCUGAUGGCACACGUGGAAGUUAAGCACAGUGAUGCAGUCCAUGACCUGCUCCUGGACUUUAUCACGUGGGUUGGCAUCCUGCUGUCACUGGUCUGCCUCCUGAUCUGUAUCUUCACCUUCUGCUUCUUCCGUGGGCUGCAGAGCGACCGCAACACGAUUCACAAGAACUUGUGCAUCAGCCUCUUUGUGGCAGAACUCCUCUUCCUCAUUGGUAUCAACCGGACUGACCAGCCGAUUGCCUGUGCUGUCUUUGCUGCCCUCCUGCACUUCUUCUUCCUGGCGGCUUUCACCUGGAUGUUCCUGGAGGGGGUGCAGCUCUACAUCAUGCUGGUGGAGGUUUUCGAGAGCGAACACUCCCGGAGGAAGUACUUCUAUUUGGUUGGCUACGGCAUGCCUGCGCUGAUUGUGGCUGUAUCAGCAGCGGUGGACUACCGGAGCUACGGCACGGACAAAGUAUGUUGGCUUCGACUUGACACUUACUUCAUUUGGAGCUUUAUAGGACCGGCGACCUUGAUAAUUAUGCUUAAUGUCAUCUUCCUUGGGAUCGCUCUCUAUAAAAUGUUUCAUCAUACUGCCAUACUGAAACCCGAAUCUGGAUGUCUUGACAAUAUCAACUAUGAGGAUAACAGACCCUUCAUCAAGUCCUGGGUUAUAGGUGCAAUAGCCCUACUCUGCCUAUUAGGACUGACCUGGGCCUUCGGACUCAUGUAUAUUAAUGAAAGCACAGUCAUCAUGGCGUAUCUCUUCACCAUAUUCAAUUCUCUGCAGGGAAUGUUUAUAUUCAUUUUCCAUUGUGUCCUCCAGAAAAAGGUACGUAAAGAGUAUGGAAAAUGCCUGCGCACACAUUGCUGUAGUGGGAAAAGUACAGAGAGCUCUAUCGGCUCAGGAAAAACCUCGGGGUCACGGACACCUGGAAGAUAUUCCACAGGCUCACAGAGCCGGAUUCGUAGGAUGUGGAAUGACACAGUUCGAAAGCAGUCCGAGUCUUCCUUUAUUACUGGAGAUAUAAACAGUUCAGCUUCACUCAACAGAGGAGCCAUGGCUAAUCAUCUUAUAACCAAUGCUCUGCUUCGUCCUCAUGGCACUAACAACCCUUAUAAUACAUUGCUCGGGGAAUCGGCGGUCUAUAACAACCCUUCUGUCAGCAUGUACAACGCACAAGAGCCCUACAGAGAGACAAAGGGGCUUCUGAACAAUGCCAGGGAUACAAGUGUCACGGAUACUCUACCACUGAAUGGUAAUCACGGCAACAGCUACAGCAUCGCCAGCGGCGAGUACCUCAGCAACUGCGUGCAAAUCCUUGACCGCGGGUACAACCACACCGAGAACGCCCUCGAGAAAAAGAUCCUGAAGGAACUCACCUCCAACUACAUCCCUUCCUACCUGAACAACCACGAGCGCUCCAGCGAGCAGAGCCGCAACCUGAUGAACAAACUCGUCAACAGCGUGGGCGGAGGGAGCGAGGACGACGCCAUCGUGCUGGACGACGCCACCUCCUUCACCCAUGAGGAGAGCCUGGGCCUGGAGCUCAUCCAUGAGGAGUCGGACGCCCCACUGCUGCCCCCCAGGGUGUACUCAGCGGACAACCACCAGCCCCACCUCUACAGCCGACGGCGCAUCCCACAAGACAACAGUGAGAGCUUUUUCCCCUUGCUGACCAACGAGCACACGGACGACCUCCAGUCGCCCAACAGGGAUUCUCUCUACACCAGUAUGCCCGCGCUGGCUGGCAUGCCCAUGACGGAAAGCGUCACCGCCAGCACCCAGACCGAUCCCCCACCAGCCAAAAGCAGUGGUGGCGAUGCCGACGAUGUUUACUACAAAAGCAUGCCCAAUCUCGGCUCCAGGAACCACGUCCAUCAGCUACACACUUAUUACCAGCUAGGUCGAGGCAGCAGCGAUGGUUUUAUAGUCCCGCCAAACAAAGAGGGAACCCCCCCGGACGGCAAUGCAAAAGGACCCGCUCACUUGGUCACUAGUCUAUAGAAGAUUCAGCAAAAAUUAGGCAAAGAGACAACAAAAAGCCCCUCUGUAAUGCUUGGUUUACUGUUCUGAGUUAAUCCAAACAGUGGUAAUAUUGUGUGUACUCCUAAAUCUUCAUGCUGUUCAAAAGGAAACUCUCGGACUUUUUUUACUGGAAUUUUUAGGCCGGCCUGGAGAAGACAGUAACUGCUGCCCCCUCUUCUCCCCCAUCCUCCUUCCCUCCAGACAGACUUCAUUAUGUUAAUGAAAGAGAUAGAUAACGGCACACUUCGUGGCCUUCUCAAGUUAUGCUGUGUUUGUUUAAACAAUCCUUGAUGCUGUGUUGCUCUUAAUACCGAGGACCUGAUUUAAGAGGGAAAAAAAAAAACCACAAAAAAAAGCAAAGAAAAAAAAUAAAGGCCAAAAAUGUGCAUUUGAAACUAGUAGCAAUGACGCAUCUAGGUGGGAGCGCUGCACAAAAACAAGCUAGCAAAACUCUUUCUUACCAAUCCAGAUCACGUCAUGGGUUUUGGUCACUCACAACUUGGUUUCACCGCAGUGCCCUUUGCUGCGGGAGCAAACAAAACAAAAACAAAUUUAAUGAGACAGAAGGGAAUCCUAGAAUUCUGUGCUAAAGGCAUAUUUUACAUUUUGCUGUAUUAACGGAUGAUAAAAACUAAUGGCAGAAAAAGAGAAGCAAACAAUUUCUAUGUAAUGUACAGAUACUAGCAUUGCACAUAUAGUCUGCUUUCUGUUCCUCCAGACUUGCGUCCCUGUUAAUGUAGUGGAAAAAAAAAAAAAAAAGAACUUUUUUCUGUUGUGCUGGUCUUGUAAGUUUGUCUACCAGUAGGAGCAAGGUUUUUCAUAACUCCUCCUUUUUUCUUUUUUGUUUUUUAAUUUUGUUCUGUCUCUUCCAGCCUCUCCCCUCCAUCCCCUCCCCAUCCUGGUAAAAACAUCUCACUGGGAAAAAAAAAAAAGAAUAUCACUUUCUAAGGACCAUUUUUAGUAACCCCCAUCACCAUUCCUUUUCAGCCAAGGCAAUGUUUUUUAUUUCCUUGCUGUAUAACUUUCUUCAGCCGGUGUAUUGCCAGCAGACCUUUUAGCAGACUAGAGCAGGGCGAACUUCCCCAUUGACAUUGCACAACAGAUUGUGACGAUAAUCCUGUGAAGCAUCUUUGGCGAGCAGCCCCUCAGCCAGGCCGUAGGGUCACAUCCAGGAGCCGAGAGGUUUUUUUUUUAUAGUGGUUGUGGGGCUUCUACAGGCGACGGCCAUUUCCCUGGAGGAGCGAAGGGCCUUCACGGCUCCAUCUGGUCCCCAGUUUAGGCACUUGUACUGCAGUGGUUAAGAGGAAAAUCAAUUGACAUGUAGUAAGCAAAAAAGUACUUUGCAGUGAUUUUAAAAAAAAAAAAAAGUCUUCUGUUCAUUAUUUUUCCUAACAGGAAAUUUAUUUAUUUGACAGGAUUUUUAAGUAACAUAGGCUUUCUGGAGGUAAAUUAGCAGCACGGAGUAUGAAUUCUUCUUUUUUCUUUUUUUUUUUUUAAUUUAUGAUCCAUUUUGUACGGUCUCAACAGUUGAAUGACCUCAUUACUAAUAUUUGUUGUAAAAGUGAAGCUUGUUUGCCAACCAAUAAACAACUGAUCACGAUUUAGAAGAUACUGUAUGUAUGUACUGUACGAUUAAUCACUCUUUUUCUGUUGUUGUUCCUCUCUCCAUUACUGUCUUCAGUAUGAGUCUCCACUCCUUUACGGCAUGGGUGAGCAAUGCCAAAGAAAGGAGGCCUAAGCUGAGUGAUUUAAGCACAAAGGUUGCACAGCUACAGCUGACUAGAAAUAUCAGGCUAGUGGUACUUGUUUAGGGGCAAGAACAACACCGGUCGACAUUUGUUGCAGAUGAUUCUAGGUCUGUUUUGUGCCUACUGUAUAAACUAGCUGACGACACGCGGAUCAUUUGAGUAUAGUAUUUCAUGUGUCGUACCUUUUAAUCAUUGUAAUGAUUUUUUUUUUUUUUUUAUUUUGGUUCUGAGAUUAAAAACUGCUGGUAGCAUGUCAAAGAGUAAAACAAGUCCCCGUUAGGCCUCCUCGGUCAUUGUUUGCUGUCUCUUUAUUUUCUUGCUCUGGGCAUACUCAAAGCACCAUCACCGUCCUCGGCCACAUCGCCCCUCCUGUCCCGCCACUGCCGAUGGCUGCUCUCCUCCAGCUGUGCUUUGCUGCUCUCCUCCAACCUCCCCCUUCAAAUCCCUUGGGAGGAAUUAGGAUUCACCAUCAAGAUCUAGAAAGCCACAAAAUAGACUAGAAAGGUUGACAGUGAAAAUAGCCACCUCUGGACAUGCUCGGUACCAAUUUUUCAUUACACGAUUUUUCACAAAGCCUUGGGCUUUGGGGUCUGAUGCUGCGUCCAUCCAAGCUGCUUUCAUCUAACUCCCAUCAAGAUGGGUAAAAGCCAAAAGAUUUGGAGCAGGCAGGUGAUGAGACAAGAUAUUCCCAGUGCUGAAGGAUAAAUGCAGCAGCAGAGCAGCUC
Messenger RNA from Grus americana (Whooping crane), 7889 nucleotides. RefSeq names its product adhesion G protein-coupled receptor L3 (gene ADGRL3). Gene Ontology annotation, biological process: cell surface receptor signaling pathway; brain development; synapse assembly. Bases 824 to 5395 code for a protein of 1523 amino acids. The transcript is spliced from 27 exons. NCBI's taxonomy places the organism in Eukaryota, Metazoa, Chordata, Aves, Gruiformes, Gruidae. Gene Ontology annotation, molecular function: carbohydrate binding; G protein-coupled receptor activity. Gene Ontology annotation, cellular component: axon; glutamatergic synapse; cell-cell junction. The record is from RefSeq and is a predicted model, not a curated record.